AUGGAUCCCGCCGCAACUAAAGAGGCCCUAUCAAAGAAAGCAUCAGCCGCCGCUAGGAAGCCCGACCACUCAAGCUCGGCGGAUGGGAAGUUUGAUUGGUAUCAUUGGUUCAAGACAUUGGAACUAAAAUUGAAGGCGUAUAGAACCUUAAAGAGGUCUGCCACGCAAACAACCCCAUUCGCCCUCACCUAUGGCCAUGAUGCCGUCUUGCCACUUAAGAUUUCGAUUAAGUCUCUAAGGGUGGUCCGCCAUGCCGAAUGGAGUGAGGACGAAUACGAGCAAGCCAUGGCACAAGAGUUAGAUGACCUUGACGAGGUCAGAUUGGGCGUUUUAGAUAGAUUGAAGGCCCAAAAAGAGGCCGUGGCUCGAGCGUACGAUAAGAAGAACAAGGCCAAGAGUUUUGGGGCCGGAGAUCUUGUAUGGAAGACCAUUCUUCUGGUGGGAUCAAAGGAUCCAAAAUUUGGCAAGUGGUCUCCAACUUGGGAAGGCCCAUUUCUCGUCCACCAAGUGUUAGGAAAGGGGGCGUACAAGUUAAGUGACCAAAAUGGUCAGGUCCAUGAUGCGUCGAUCAAUGGUCGAUUUUUGAAAAAAUAUUACCCAACCGUUUGGGAAAUGGCGGAGAGAUAA
Molecule: messenger RNA, 627 nt
Organism: Prunus mume (Japanese apricot)
Lineage: Eukaryota; Viridiplantae; Streptophyta; Magnoliopsida; Rosales; Rosaceae
Source: RefSeq, a predicted model, not a curated record